AUGUCAUUUCUCUUCAAGAGAAUCCCCAAAACCCCGGCCGAGUUCGUGCGCGUGCUAGAAGAGCUGCUCAUCAAACUCGAUUCUUCAGGAGAUCCCAAAAAAGCGUUGGAGGAUGUGAAUCGAUACUUGCGCCAGUUGAAGCUGGUGAUCUCGGGCGAGGAUACGUCAUCGCCCCUAGAACUGGCUCAUCUGCUUGCUAACGAGUUGUGUCACCUGGAAUGUCUUUAUUAUAUGGUCCUAGGAUUGCGGAAGAUGGACUUCGAUCUGAGGAAAGACGUAGUUUCUGUGUUCAGCGCGUUGUUGAAGAAACCAAACGGGAACGGGUUGGAGAAGCCAGUGGUGCAGGCGUUGCUUCUGCAGCCUGAAACACUUGUGUUGUUGAUGCGCGGGCCUGAACACGAGGAACUGGCUCUGAGUUGCGGCAAGAUCUUGCGUGAGUGCAUUUUGAACGAGCAGCUCCAUGCGUAUGUGUUGUAUCUGCCUUAUUUCUGGAGCUACUUUGAGUAUCCGCAGCGGCAGCAGUUUGAGACCAUCGCGGAGACAGUCCAAACGCUCGAGGCGCUAUUGACGCGUAAUCCGCGCCUUGUCGGGCAGUUUUUGGUCAGUAAUAGAGAGCAUUUUCUUGUGCGAAUCAAUUCGCUCGUGCAGUCAGAUAACUACGUGCUCAAACGCCGCAGCGCCCGGUUGCUCUGUGACAUUCUCCUUCAGAAAAGCUGCCAGGCAUUCUUGUUCGAAUACACCGAUGACCCCACCAGUUUGAAAAUCGUCAUGAUGUUGCUUAGUGAUAAGCUGCGCAAUGUCAAUCUCGAGGGCUUUCAGCUUCUUCGACUCUUCUUUGCUAAACCGAAGAAGACGCAGAAGAUCUUUGAUAUCUUUGUCAAAAACAAGGAGAACUUCCUCCGUUUUUUCGACAACUUCGAUAUCAGCGACCUCGGUGGCUCUAUCUACGAAGAGCGCGACUUCAUAGUCAACGAGAUACGCAAGUUGCCCAACAUCGAACGAGUGGAGAUGGCCACGCAAUCGAAUUGA
This is a messenger RNA of Australozyma saopauloensis, 1029 nucleotides long. RefSeq names its product Hym1p (gene HYM1). The record is from RefSeq and is a predicted model, not a curated record. Gene Ontology annotation, biological process: intracellular signal transduction. The transcript has a single exon. Lineage: Eukaryota; Fungi; Ascomycota; Pichiomycetes; Serinales; Metschnikowiaceae. Bases 1 to 1029 code for a protein of 342 amino acids. Gene Ontology annotation, molecular function: protein serine/threonine kinase activator activity.